AGCCCGCCGGAUAUACAUUAGAAGAAGAAGAAGAAGAAGAAGAAGAAGGCGAAGAAGAAGAAGGCGGCUAACCAACCGGACAGCUGUAAGUAGAAGAGGAAAUCCUGCGGUUAACAGCAAGGUCCUGCACCAUGUCUAUUGUCAAGAUCCACGCCAGAGAGAUCUUUGAUUCUCGUGGAAACCCCACUGUAGAGGUUGACCUUUACACUGACAAAGGCCUGUUUAGGGCUGCUGUACCAAGUGGAGCAUCUACUGGAAUCUACGAAGCCUUGGAGCUCCGGGACAAUGACAAGUCUCGCUACCUUGGGAAAGGAGUCUCACAGGCUGUAGAGAAUAUAAAUUCAACUAUUGCACCUGCACUUGUUGGCCAAGAUGUAUCUGUGGUUGAGCAAGAGAGAAUUGACCAGAUGAUGAUUGACAUAGAUGGCACAGAGAACAAAUCCAAACUUGGAGCCAAUGCCAUCUUGGGUGUGUCUCUGGCUGUUUGCAAGGCUGGCGCAGCAGAGAAAGGAGUCCCCCUGUAUCGUCACAUUGCUGACCUUGCAGGACACACUGAGGUCAUCUUGCCUGUGCCGGCCUUCAAUGUGAUCAACGGUGGCUCUCAUGCAGGCAACAAGCUUGCCAUGCAGGAGUUCAUGAUCCUGCCCGUUGGUGCUAGCACCUUCAAAGAGGCCAUGCGCAUUGGAGCCGAGGUCUACCACAAUCUCAAAAAUGUCAUCAAGAAGAAAUAUGGACAGGAUGCCACCAAUGUGGGCGACGAAGGUGGUUUUGCUCCAAACAUCUUGGAAAACCAGGAAGCUCUGGAAUUAAUAAAGGAGGCCAUUGCCAAAGCAGGAUACACAGAUGAGGUUGUGAUCGGCAUGGAUGUGGCAGCAUCUGAAUUCUACAGGGAGGGAAAAUACGACCUGGACUUCAAGUCUCCGGAUGACCCGAGCCGUUACAUCACUCCUGAUGAGCUGGCUGAUCUCUACAAGAGCUUUGUGAAGGAUUAUCCAGUGGUUUCCAUCGAGGAUCCCUUCGACCAGGACGACUGGGCGGCCUGGACCAAUUUCACUGGAAGCACAGACAUCCAGGUUGUUGGAGACGAUCUGACGGUGACCAACCCCAAUCGCAUCAGCAAGGCUGUGGAGGAGAAAGCCUGCAACUGUCUGCUGCUGAAGGUCAAUCAGAUCGGCACGGUUACUGAGUCUCUGAAAGCGUGUAAGAUGGCACAGGAGAAUGGCUGGGGUGUGAUGGUCAGCCAUCGCUCUGGUGAAACUGAGGACACCUUCAUAGCCGAUUUGGUGGUUGGCUUAUGCACUGGACAGAUCAAGACUGGGGCACCUUGUCGCUCUGAGCGUUUGGCCAAAUACAACCAGAUUCUUCGAAUUGAAGAGGAGUUGGGAGACAAGGCUCAUUUUGCUGGAAAAAACUUCAGAAAACCAUUGAUAGAGUAAAUGAAUGAGGCUUUUACUUCACAUACAAAUGGAUUCACAGACACAAAUGCAUAAAAACACCUUGGAUAAUGAUGGAAAACAAUUGAGCAAUAAUAACUAACGUAGAACUAUUCACAUACUAACCGUGGAAGUUAAUUUAUAGACAUAACAUACUGUAGUUACUGGAAUUGUGACACUUUACAAUCAAGUCUUCAACUGUAUUCUGAUUUGUUUUUUAAUGUGGAGUAAAAAAUAGAUCUAAUUAUAGCUUGAGAAAUUUUUAUUUACAGCACUGACUAAUUGUAAUCGCAUAAGUUGCACUUGGAGACAGUUAAUAAAAAGAAGUUUUCUUAGUGAA
Messenger RNA from Xiphias gladius (swordfish), 1773 nucleotides. RefSeq names its product enolase 1b, (alpha) (gene eno1b). Gene Ontology annotation, cellular component: phosphopyruvate hydratase complex. The transcript is spliced from 12 exons. Gene Ontology annotation, biological process: glycolytic process. The coding region runs from base 132 to 1436 and encodes 434 amino acids. The record is from RefSeq and is a predicted model, not a curated record. NCBI's taxonomy places the organism in Eukaryota, Metazoa, Chordata, Actinopteri, Istiophoriformes, Xiphiidae. Gene Ontology annotation, molecular function: magnesium ion binding; phosphopyruvate hydratase activity.